AUGGUGAACAAGCCGGUUGCCAUAAUCGGGAGCAGUUGUCGGUUUCCAGGAGCAUCCAAUACAUCCAAGCUUUGGGAGUUGCUCAAGGAACCUCGCGAUAUACUCUCUGAGAUUCCGGAGGAGCGAUUUCUGGCAAAAGGAUUUUAUCACAUGGAUGGCCAACACCAUGGAACCAGCAACGUCUUGCAUUCAUAUCUGUUAGACGAGAGCCCACUUGCUUUUGAUGCCGCAUUUUUCCACAUUCAUAACCGAGAGGCGGAAUGCAUUGACCCACAACAACGCUUGCUUCUUGAGAAUGUAUACGAAACUAUCGAAUCUGCUUGUUACCCAAUGGAAACCAUUCGGGGCUCUGAUACAGGCGUUUUUGUCGGGCUGAUGUGUGCAGAUUAUUAUGAUGUCCAGAUGCGAGAUCCGGAGACGCUCCCACAAUACUUUUCGACUGGUACCGCGAGGAGCAUCGUAUCAAACCGAGUCUCUUAUUUCUUUGAUUGGAAGGGUCCCAGUUUGACCAUAGAUACUGCUUGUAGUUCUAGUUUGGUCGCCGUCCAUCAAGCUGUAAGUGCGCUACGUAAUGGAGAAUGUCGCUCUGCUAUAGCGGCAGGUGUCAAUUUGAUCUUUGGGCCCGAGAUGUUCAAUGGGGAAGCCAAUCUGAAGAUGCUGUCGCCUACUGGGACAUGCAAGAUGUGGGAUGCUUCAGCUGACGGAUACGCGCGAGGAGAAGGCUGUGGGUCUGUUAUGCUUAAAUUAUUAGAGGAUGCAAUUCAAGAUGGAGAUCGAAUUGAGUCUGUUAUCCGCGAGACUGGAGUCAAUUCGGAUGGUAGAACAAUGGGAAUCACCAUGCCUUCAGCUUCAAGUCAAGAAAAGUUGAUCAAAGAGACUUAUCGCAGAGCGGGUCUCGAUCCUACCAAAGAGUCAGACAGGUGUCAAUUCUUCGAAGCGCAUGGGACGGGAACCUUGGCUGGUGACCGACAGGAAGCAGAGGCCAUUAGCCGGGCGUUUGGUUUCUACCAAACAUCACAUAUGAGGCAGGACAACCUUCCACUGAGUGUUGGAUCAAUAAAGACAAUUGUAGGCCAUCUUGAAGGAUGUGCAGGUAUUGCGGGUCUCCUGAAGGCAUCACUGGCGCUACAGUAUUCUUUAAUACCCCCAAAUAUGCAUUUUCACCAGCUAAAUCCAAAGAUCGAGCCAUUCUAUCAGAAUCUGAAAGUCGUUACAUCACUACAACCAUGGCCCUUGAUUCCAGAUAAUAUUCCUCGCCGUGCUUCAAUCAACAGCUUCGGAUUUGGCGGAACAAAUGCACAUGCCAUCCUGGAAAGUUAUCCCACAGCUCUGAACACCACUGAAUCACAACUCAGUCCAGGGAAAGACGAAAUCAUUCAAAUCAAUACUGCGGUGCCUCUUCUUCUUUCUGCCUCAUCUGAACACUCUCUUAUUGAAUUGGCAAAGAAAUACCUUGACCACUUGAAAGCUCACCCAUUCCAGAAUAUCCAAGACAUAUGUUGGACUGCUGCAGCUCGCAGAUCUUUACUUUCAGUCAGAGCAGCCUUUGUUGGAGAAUCUAGAGAUUCUAUGAUCGCACAAAUAGAACAGAGACUGAACCGUCUCUCGAUUGAAUCAUCAGCCACUCUUGGUGUGGCAUCUACUGAAGAUUGUCGCGAUAAAACACUUGGUAUAUUUACCGGGCAGGGUGCGCAAUGGGCAACUAUGGGAAGUGAGUUGAUUCGAAGCUCGCCGAUCUUUAGACAAUCUAUGCAGGAUCUUGAUCGCGUCCUCCAGUCCCUUCCAGAUGGUCCUAAGUGGCUUCUCUCUGACGAGGUUCUUCAGGCACCAGCGGAAUCACGUCUUAAUGAUGCUCAGAUCUCUCAGCCUGCCUGUACUGCGAUUCAAAUUGGACUUGUGGAUGUUCUCCGUGCUAUGGGUAUAAAACUAGACGUUGUCAUAGGCCACAGUAGUGGGGAAAUUGCCGCAGCCUACCAAGGUGGCUGCUUGAGCGCUCGAGACGGCAUAAUCAUCGCGUAUUAUCGUGGUCUAUUUGCAAGAUUGGCCUGCGGCACCGAUAAAUGUGCAGGUUUGAUGAUGGCUGUUGGUCUCGGGCACGCAAAAGCCUCCAACUUCUGCUCACGAAAGCAAUUUAGAGACCGUUUGUUCGUUGCCGCAAGUAAUGCGCCACAGUCUGCGACGUUAUCUGGUGAUUGUGCAGCUGUUGAGGAUGCUUUCAAGAUUCUAAAGGAAGAAGGGGUAUUUGCUCGCAUUCUCAAGGUCGACACCGCAUACCACUCACCUCAUAUGAAUCCUUGCGCAGAGCCAUAUCUAGAUGCCAUUCGAAAACAGAACAUCGAGUAUACCCCUUGCAAGAGCUCUUGUGUAUGGAUUUCAACUGUCCAUGGAUUUGAAAUGGAUAUCAGUUCAGAUCCAGUUAGCGACAAAUACUGGCUGGAGAAUCUUUUGAAUCCUGUAUUGUUCACAGAUGCAUUGCAGAUUGCAUGCGCGGACUAUGGCCCGUUCAAGGUAGUUUUAGAAAUUGGGCCUCAUGCGGCCUUGAAAGGGCCGACGUUGCAGACGUUGAAAGAAUAUUCAAGUGGAAAAACGACACCAUAUAUCGGACUACUCAGCCGUGGCGAAAAUGAUCUAUCUGCCUUUAUUAGCGCAAUAGGGUCGCUAUGGACGGCAAUGCCAUCAGCAGUUCUAGGCUUCCCUGUGGGGCUAGCAACGGGCAAUUUACGGCAGCCCAGACUGCUUGGGAAUCUACCGAAUUAUUCAUGGGAUCAUCGGCAGACAUUCUGGCACGAGUCUCGCUUGUCAAGCGAGUAUCGUUUGCGUCCUCCGCCACAGGAGCUCCUUGGCGCACGUAUCUAUACAACAGCUGAAGAAUAUCGUUGGAGAAACGUCGUUCGCUCAACUGAGAUUGCUUGGUUAGAAGGCCACAAAUUCCAGGGCUCAGUUUUGCUCCCAGCCGCCGCGUAUUGCGCUAUGGCAAUAGAAGCCUCAAAGGUUCUCUGGGAUAAUGAAACACCUCGACUCAUUCACAUCAAAGAUUUUCAUAUCGUUAAGGGCAUUACUAUGGACGAACAGUCAAAUGGCGUUGAACUACUAUUUUCUCUGAAUACCACCGCGGACCACAAGAAGGGAGCACACAAGGACAACGCUACCAAAUCUGCCAAAUUCAAAUGCAGUUCGUGUAAUAUUGAUGGAGCUCGAAUGAUCGAGACAACAUUUUACGGCACGAUUGAAGUCUCCAUUGCUUCUGAUAAUGCUAACGCUCUCCCGACAAGGCCAUCUAGCUAUCUUCUUCUCGACCCCGUUGAUAUGGAAAGAUUUUACACUUCUUUACUGAAUGUUGGAUUGUCAUAUAGUGGCCCCUUCAAGGGCUUACUGUCAGGCAACAGGAGGCUUUGGAGAGCAAUCACAACAGCACAGCAAACCAAAAGCUCAUAUGUGAUUCAUCCGACUUUGUUAGAUCUUUGUUUUCAAUCAACAAUUCUAGCAUUUUCCUCGCCAGGCGACGGGGAAUUUGAUAUCCCUUAUCUACCGAGGUCUAUCAAAAGCCUAAUGAUCGACCCUUUAGCUCUGGAGGGAACAGCAAUGUCCAUCAUAGAAUCCUUCGUCACCAGCCACGAUCUUCCAUAUGAAGAUAACCCACCCUCUAUUGUUGCGGACAUGGACAUGUAUAAAGAUGGUGGUAUUCAGAAACAACUUCAAAUAGAGGGGAUGAAGUUCGUAGCCAUGGCUACUGAUAUGGGCCAGGAUCGAGAAAUGUUUUUCCAAGACGUUUGGGUAGAGGAUAUGUCCACUGGUCUCGUCGCUUCCCAUAUCGUACAAAAUGAAACUGCCCUCGAUCUUGAAUGUCUCGAACUUUGCGAACGACUAUCCUAUGUCUACCUCAAAGCUAUUCGGCAGCAGUUCAAUAAUGACAACAUACCCAAAGAACAUAUACACUUCUUCAACUCACUUGACCGCUCAAUAUCUCGCGUAACCAAUCUCAAACAGCCUAACUUUCAAUCCGAGUGGCUAAAUGAUACUCACGAUAGCCUUUCCAGCCUGAUCCAAGUGCACGCCGAUUCCACAGAUGUUGCUGCGAUAAAUGCUGUAGGCAACAUGCUUCCUAAAGUUAUCCGUGGAGAAUUCAAGCUUGCAGACGCUCUAGGAGAUGAAUUUCUGGCGAAGUAUUACAGUGAAGGUGUCAAAAAUCCAUUACUUGAAGAAUGUCUUGCCACGACGGUGAAGCAGAUUUCUCAUCGAUAUCCUCGAGUACGUAUUCUGGAAAUCGGAGCACAUUCUGCAGAAAAUGCAAAAAACGUUCUUCUAGGCUUGGGUAGCUCUUUCAGGUCCUACACAUACAGUAGUCUUUCAACAGGGUCCUUCCAUGCCGCUCGUGGCGUAUUGGCACGCUGGGCAGAUAAGACAACAUUCGACACUCUUGAUGUUGAAAGUACUCCACAUACGCAGGGCUUCAAAGACCAUUCAUUUGAUAUUAUAAUUGCUCCAAACGGUCUCCAAAUCAUUCAGAAUGUUCAUCAAACUUUACUAAAUGUUCGCCAGUUAUUAAGACCAGGUGGUUACCUUUUAUCUAUCGAGAUCACGGACCAGACGAUGAGGAAUGAUCUGGUCUUAGGUGGUAUAUCGCACUGGUGGUCUGACGUUAACGACCAUCGCUAUUCAUCUGUUGCAACAUCAUUAGAGAAUUGGCACGAUUUACUUGACGCUACGGGGUUCUCUGGCAUACAACAUCAUAUCGAUAAUUUCCAGGAUUCAAAACACAGAUCAUCUUCCUUGAUUGUGUCUCAAGUUCCAAACACAACUUUAGAUAAAGAUCUUGACGUUUCGAUUGUUGGCCCAAAUCCGGUACGAUUACUAAUCGUCGGAGGCACCUCUAGACAUACAUCUGAUUUCGGAACAAAGAUCUUAGGGCUCUUACCUAAUACCCCACAGCUUGAUUUCGUGGAUUCUUUCUCGGUACUAGAUCUGAAUGUUCUCCAAGCAGCUUCAGUAGUGCUCUGCAUGACCGAACUCGAUGAACCGCUCUUUCAAAAUCUCUCACCUUCCGAAUUUGCAGGUUUACAAACCCUCUUUCAUAAUUCACGGAAAAUACUAUGGGUUACUGAAGGACGUUGCAAUGCUGAGAACGCGUUCUCCAAUAUGACUGUGGGGCUAGGUCGUACAAUUGCCCUCGAAUAUCCAGAACUUUUGCUCCAGUUUUUGGACGUUGACGAUUUCUCCCUGUUGAAUCCUGCUAUUAUAGCUCAGAAAUUGAUGCAGCUAGAUGUUUCUGACUCUUUUGAUUCCUAUGCUGGAGAUCUCUGGAGUUUCGAGCCUGAAUUACAGGUCAAGGAAGGCAGACUUCUUGUACCACGAGUCCUUCCCAUCGCUGAAAUGAAUGACCGCUUCCGGUCAAGAUUUCAUCCCACCUUUAAUACUCUUGGAAACCACAAUUCAGAGAUUUAUGUUACUUCGCAAAAUUCAAGUUCGCCUUCCACUGCAUUCGUUUGCGUUCAGGCCAUCCAAUUCUCUCAAUACCCUAUCAGGAUUGCCGAAAACUUGUUUCUGUAUAUCUGCUUUGGGCACAUUUUGGAGGACAAAUCACAAACAGUCAUUGCUCUAUCUUCAUCCAAUGAGCGCAAAAUCUGGGUCGACCGUUCCCGGGUGAUUCACAGUAGUCACCAUGCCAAUGAUUCUAAAUAUGCUCUUGAUUUAGUCAUUGGCUAUUUGUUCGGUUGCUUUCUUGCGGAACUGCAUCCUGCAGAACAUGUGGUUAUUCAUGGGGACAACAACGUACUUUGCGAGGCAGUGGGCUUGAGACUUUCGAAUUUAGGUUGGCGUGUUCAUCGAAUCAUGACUCAAAAGGUCGCUUCCACUUUACCGAUACUAUUCGUACAUGAUAAAACACCUGCUCGUGUUUUACGAUCUCAGAUUCCAACCACUGCAUCACUAGUUGUCGAUAUCUCUGAAUCACAAGAUCAUAUCACCCAGGUACUUGCAGAGCUCAACACAAUCAAAAAUAGUUAUGGCUGGUCAACGUUCUUUCACACAGCAGCAACUUCAUUUCAAUUGGCCACAAGCGCUUCAGAUAUUGGAAAAUCACUUCAAAUAAUAAGACAAUGGAUUAAAGAAACGCAAUUCAUCUCUAGUUCAUUGUCCAUCGACAAUUUGGCAUCUGAAUCACCAACAAGUACUCAAUUCAGAGUGAAGCCUUUGGACCCGAGCUGUCUCAUCCGAUCAGACAGAACGUAUAUAUUGGCUGGUAUGACGGGCAGUCUUGGUCAAAGUCUUUGCCGGUGGAUGGCCAGUAAUGGUGCAUGCUAUCUAGUUCUUUGGAGUCGAAGCCCUCCUAUUGACCAGCCUUGGCACCAUGAAUUACAAGAAAGAGGAGUACGGAUUCUUCUUGAAUCUGUGGAUAUCACUGAUAGUACCGCCGUUUCAAAUAGUGUUCAGUCUUUACGUGAGCAAUGGCCCAGAAUCGCCGGUGUAGUCAAUGGAGCCAUGGUAAUUUCCGACUCCAUGUUUGUUGACAUGAGUUUUGAAAGUUUCAACCGCGCCGUCAAACCUAAAGUCGAUGGUAGUGCGAUUUUAGACUCUAUUUUCCGCGACGAAAGCCUUGAUUUCUUUAUUAUGCUUUCGUCUCUUUCCUCUGUCGUUGGUAACAUCGGUCAAGCGAAUUAUUCGGCAGCUAAUAUGUUCAUGGCAUCACUAGCGAAACAGCGAAGAUUGAGGGGCUUGGCGGCAUGCUGUUUAGAUGUCGGCAUGAUACUUGGUGUAGGAUAUGUCUCCAGGAGCGCCAGAUCUACAGAAGUUUCCCUUCGUAGGCAAGGAUUCACAGCAAUAUCGGAAGCCCAGUUCCACCAGAUCUUUGCGGAGGCUAUUCUCAAUAGCGCUCCCAGCUCCCGUUAUUCUUCGGAAAUUAUAACAGGACUUCAGGAUCGGCAAUGUGAAGAUAUAAUCCCAUAUGCCAGCAAUCCCCGCUUUUCACACCAUUUCAACGGUGCUACAAAGAAUGAAGCAGUGUUGCAAGCUCAACACAUACCGCUGAAGGAGCGUUUAUCCUUGAUCAGCAAUGUCAGAGAACAAGAACAGAUGGUGCAGACAUCAUUCCUCGACCACUUACAAAAUAUAUUGCAAUUACCCUCCGGUACCAUUAAUCCUGACAAGUCACUAGUAGAGUUGGGCAUCGAUUCUCUGAUGGCUGUCGAGAUAAGAUCCUGGUGGCUAAAAGAACUAGACCACAAUUUUCCAGUUUUGAAGCUUCUUGGGGGCAUAUCUCCAUCAUCUCUCUGUGGUCAAUAUGUAGCCGGAAUGUCCCUGCUUUCGUCCCAGUCAACAUCAGAUGAAGAAUAUUUGACUAUCCCUGGAACUACAACUGCUUCUGAUGAGACUUCUUUUAGCACUACGGAAGAACAGGCUUCGACAUUUGCCACCAGUGAUGAAGAAUUGUCAGCGACGAUGUAUUCUAGCCAAAGUCCCCUUCGAAUGACCAAUUUCACGGUAGACAUACCCACUCAUGAUAUGCAAUUUACCAUGCCGACGUCAGAUGCACAGUCUGGCCUUCUUUUUAUCAUGGGCUGUACCGAUGAUCCAACAAUCUACAACUGCACGUUGCGCUACAGUAUCGUGGGAGAUAUUGAUCACAAUCGUCUCAAACUUUCAUUUGUCAGAACUAUAGAGCAGCAUCAAUCCUUACGAACGGCAUUCCGCAAAGAUAAGGUAUCUGGAGACAUCAUUCAAGUUAUUUCCACCACACCCCGUCUAGAUUGGACCUAUAGAGCUGCAGUUAGUGAGGAAGAAGCUCUCCGAGAAUUCUCUGACAUGAAAGAGCGGAAUUAUGACAUUGAGAGUGGGCGAACCAUAGCUGCAACGCUUCUUUCCUUUGGACACGAUUCACAUCAACUGAUUUUAGGAUAUCAUCAUCUUAUCAUGGACUUUGUAAGCUUGCGAGUAUUUUUCGAGCAGGCCAGAAACCACUACAACAAUGUAAUUCCGGCCACUGCGUUCACUCAAUAUUCAGAGUUCGUCAUGCAUCAGGCAAAGUUCUUGUCUACAUCAACAGCUAUCGGCGAUAAAAAUUACUAUCUCCAAGAGUUCGCUGAUCCUCCAAGUCCAGUUCCACUACUGCCCAUGGCUCGCUCUCAAUUUCGGCGCAAUUUAUCACAGUACAAAAUCUGUACAAGUGAAAUCAUGUUAACACAUAGACUGAAAUUACAAAUCAAGGAAGCAGGCUCUAGCUCAAAAUGCACACCAUUUCAUUUCUAUCUUGCUUCACUGCAGGUACUACUCGCACGCACAACCGGAGUGCAGGACUUUUGCAUAGGCAUUGGAGACGCAAAUCGGGCUAAUCCCAAGUUCGCUGAUACCAUUGGUCUCGUCAUGGAGUUGGUACCCUUGCGCUUUCGAUAUGGGUCCCUUGACACAUUUUCCAAAGUUAUGAGCGAUACCCGCCAAAAGGUCCUGGCAGCACUGAGUCACGCAUCUACCCCCUACCACGUAGCAUUGAGUGGUUCACAGAGAUCAACCAAUCCUACUCUUAGCCCGCUCUUUCAGGUCGUCCUAAAUUAUGUCGCUGGUGGGGCAUCAAAAAUGAAAAUGGGAGAAUCUAGAUUUCAAUACAUUGAAUCUGAAGAGGCAAAACAUCUCCAGGAUCUAGUUUUCACGAUCCGCGAGAUCGAUGGUGUUACCCACGUAUCCCUUGCUGCUCACGAAUACUUAUACAGUGAAGAUGAUACAAAAGGGAUAAUCGAACUUUUUGUUGAUCUCUUAGAGACUCUAUCUUCCUCUCCAAGCAAGGAAGUUUCACAAUACCCACUAACCACUACCGGUGAUGUUCGGGCUUUGGCGCUAGGGCGUGGAAGUCCGAUAACAACACACUGGCCAUCUACUCUGUCACAGAAAGUCGCCGAGAUAAUAUCAGAGAACCCUAAUCGUGUUUCGUUGAAAGACCAGCUGGGGUCUCGAAUGACUUACGCUGAAUUGGACAACAGAAUCAACGCCAUUGCAAGUGUUCUAAUCACUGCAGGUGCCACUGAAGGAACUUUGAUUGGAGUGUUGUCCAGUUCCUGCACAGAUAUUGUAUGCACUAUUCUUACUAUUUGGAGAAUUGGUGGAGUUUAUUUGCCCCUUGUCGUUUCUCAUGGUGCCGAGCGCCUCUCUACUGUCACUUCCGAUUGCUGUCCCGAAAUAAUUAUGUGUUCAGACUCAGUGAAUCUUGAGCUAGCACAUCAGCUCAACGCCAGACAUGUUGUGGAUCUAACAGAAGUUCACAAUCCUCAAAAUGUCUUCACCGUGUCGGAUCGAAGCAGUACUUCACAAACUGCAGUCAUCAUAUAUACAAGUGGCUCCAGUGGGUUGCCUAAAGGUGUUGUGCUCACUCACGCCAAUUUGAUGUCUCAGAUCACGGCUGUACAAUCCCGCAUGGAUUUUGGGCGUGAGGUUGUCCUGCAGCAGAGCUCAAUUGGCUUUGACGCAUCACUGUUCCAAAUGUUCAUCGCCCUGACAAGUGGUGGGUGCCUCAUUCUUGCUGACGGAAGAGCUGAUCUGGCAGAAAUACCUGCUAUAAUGGAGGAUGAAAGCGUUACGGUGACUCUAGCAGUCCCAACUGAAUAUACCUCAUGGUGUGACUCGAAGAAAGAGGUUCUCAAAAGAUGUUCCUCUUGGCGGUAUGCAUUCUCAGGUGGCGAGAUGCUUACACCAAGGCUUCUGCGUGGUCUAAAGGAAUUGUCUCUGCCAAGCCUCGAGGUUUAUAAUGCAUAUGGACCUACCGAAUGUUCUAUAUCUUGUGCCAUUCAUCAAGUGCCAUAUCUCGAGUAUGAAGACGGCAUGGAAUGGACGCUUAGUCUUGUGGGAACCGUGCUACCUGGUUAUGAAGUAUACAUCCUGGAUGAAAUGCUUCAACCUACUCGUACUGGAUGGCCAGGAGAGAUAUUUAUUGGGGGACCCGGAGUUGGGUCUGGCUACGUGAAUGACAAACAAAAGACGGAUGCACACUUUCUUCUUAAUCCUUUUCAGCAACCUGGAACGACUAGCACAACUCUUUAUCGAACUUCUGACCUUGGCCGAAUGCUGCACAAUGGAACGAUCAGUAUUAUUGGCCGUGCGAAUGGUGAUAGACAAGUAAAACUCAGAGGAAUGCGAAUCGAGCUCGAUGAGAUUUCUCACACUAUUUUGUCUUGUUCUAAUGGUAUCAUUAAAGACGCGGUUAUCAUCAAGAAGGGUGACGUAGAUCCAUUUCUAGUCUCAUUUGUUGUUCUGGAUCCCAACAGAAUGCCUCUAGAUACACAAGGAUAUUUGCGGGAUCUUUCGAAUUCCCUUCCUCUGCCACCCCAUAUGCGACCCGCCGUAUCUGUCAGUGUCGAAGAAAUCCCCCUUUUAGCCAGCUGCAAGGUCGACUAUGGAAGAUUACAAGUCAUGCCACUUUCUCAACAAGUAGGGGACCACGAAGGAGAGGAUUUGAAUCCCAUUGAGAAGAAAAUGGCAGAAAUCUGGAGAAAGGUUCUUCCUAGAACGAGUGAUGAAUUUUUCAUUGGAAAAUCGACGGAUCUGUUUGCAAUUGGAGGCAAUUCUAUUCUCCUUCUGAGAAUUCAAAAUGAGAUAAAAGAGAGGUCCGGUAUCAAAAUACCUCUCUACAAACUGUUUCAGUCUACCGUGCUGGUGGAUAUGUCUCUACAGAUGGUUAUGGGCGGUAAUCACCUUCUGCGUAAUGCAUCAAUUUCUUGGGAGCAAGAGCUUUCCCUUGAAGAUGUAUUACAAGAUGUUCAGAAGCAAGACCCAGCUAUUGCAGCGCCCCAGGUAGUCCUUCUCACUGGGUCAACCGGGUUCCUUGGUCAAGCCAUUCUCCGUCUCCUUCUUACAAGUCCUCAAGUCCGAUUUGUACAUUGUGUCGCCGUAAGAGCAGGGUCUCGUUCCAACAUUCCCUCUUCGCCAAAAGUCAUCGUUCAUGAUGGUGAUCUUUCUCAUCCAUUCCUCGGACUCAGCCACGCAACCAUAACGACUUUGGCUAACACUGUUGACGCAAUUAUCCACAACGGGGCUGAUGUGUCUUUCCUAAAGCCAUAUUCAGUAUUGCGAGCACCAAAUGUGCUUGCAACAAAACUCUUGUGCCAGAUCGCCAUACCUCGCAAAAUACAUAUGCAUUAUGUGUCGUCGGCAGGUGUCACCAGAUUCUCCGGCCUUGAGACAUAUCCGGAAGACUCCGUUGCCGAGUAUCCUCCUCCUGAGGCAACAAACAGCAGCUCAAACUCAGGGCAAGACUUCGACUCAUAUUCAAUCACCAAGUGGGCUAGUGAGAUUAUUGUUGAGCGCUCAAACAGAUCUUUCAAGACACCUGCAACUAUUUAUAGGCCAAGUAGCAUCACCGGGAAAGGCGCGCCAAAGCAUGAUCUCCUCACAAAUAUUCUCGAAUACAGUAAAAUCCUCAAUUCUGUGCCAAUCCUGGAUGGGUGGACAGGUGUGUUUGACAUGAUCUCUGUUGAUAUUUUGGCAGAGAUGAUUGUGUCGAACGUGCUGAACACAAGUUCUGGGGAGACAGAUGACGAGCCAAUGACAGUCUAUCGGCAUGCAUGUGGAGAGGUGAGGUUCACAGCUGCUGGAAAUGGACUCCUAGAGUUUGUCCAGGCCCAAUUGAACAAUUGCGGCUCUGCUGGGCUUGAUAAAACAGUGACUCGGGUUAGUCUGGAGAGCUGGGUUGGAAAUGCGAGACGGGCUGGGAUGGAUACUCUGGUCGCUGAAUACUUGGAGGGCAUUAGUACGUUAAAAUCGGUACCGAUGCUUCCCAUAUUGAAGGGUGGAUUGAGUCAUGAUUAG
This is a messenger RNA of Botrytis porri, 11784 nucleotides long. RefSeq lists its product as uncharacterized. NCBI's taxonomy places the organism in Eukaryota, Fungi, Ascomycota, Leotiomycetes, Helotiales, Sclerotiniaceae. The transcript has 6 exons. The coding region runs from base 1 to 11784 and encodes 3927 amino acids. Gene Ontology annotation, molecular function: fatty acid synthase activity; phosphopantetheine binding; 3-oxoacyl-[acyl-carrier-protein] synthase activity. The record is from RefSeq and is a predicted model, not a curated record. Gene Ontology annotation, biological process: fatty acid biosynthetic process; secondary metabolite biosynthetic process.